AUGGACCCAACAACAUUCAAGUCUUUGCUCUACAAUACAUCAGCAGAUGGAAAAGUUGCCUAUAUAACGUUAAAUCGACCAAAGCAGCACAAUGCUAUUGACCAGCACAUGCCCUUCGAGAUACGCGCAGCAGUCCGGUUGGCCAACGCAAAUCCUAAUGUUCACUGCAUUGUACUUAAGGGCAAUGGACGUGGCUUCUGCGGUGGCUAUGAUCUCGAUAUCUACGCCGCAAACGCCGAGCGCGGGCAGACAGCUGGCAGCCAGGACCUCAGUCAAGGCUAUGAGCCGUUCCAUGAAUAUGCAUCUAUGAAGGAAUGCACAGACUGCUAUUCUGAGUUGUUUCACAGUUACAAGCCAACAAUCGCACAAGUCCAUGGAGCAGCUGUCGCAGGAGGAAGCGACAUUGCCUUGUGCUGCGACCUCGUUGUUAUGGCAGACGACGCGAGGAUCGGCUAUCCUCCAAGCAGGGUUUGGGGUUGUCCAACAACAGCAAUGUGGUCGUAUCGCAUUGGGCCCGAAAAGGCCAAGAGGAUGCUCUUUACGGGUGAUCUCAUCAGCGGCUCGGAAGCUGCGGCCAUGGGUCUUGUUCUCAAAGCCGUGCCACAAGCACAGCUGGAAGAGACGGUCGAACUUCUCACCGAAAGAAUCAAGAGCGUUCCUGUCAAUCAGCUUUGGAUGCAAAAGCAAGUCAUCAACAGCUCUAUUGAAGGCAUGCUUUGCUCAACUCAAAGGCUUGCGACUAUCUUUGAUGGCAUCACGCGAAAUUCGCCGGAGGGUAUCGAUUUUCAGCAGCUCGCACAGCGCGUGGGAUUCAAAGCGGCAGUAUCGGCCAGGGAUGAGCCAGGAAGAAGUGAGGAAUACAGAAAGAAGUGGAAAAGUGUGCUGUAA
Molecule: messenger RNA, 888 nt
Organism: Penicillium cinerascens
Lineage: Eukaryota; Fungi; Ascomycota; Eurotiomycetes; Eurotiales; Aspergillaceae
Product: secondary metabolism biosynthetic enzyme
Exons: 1
Coding region: 1-888 (295 amino acids)
Molecular function (GO): catalytic activity
Source: RefSeq, a predicted model, not a curated record